Molecule: messenger RNA, 2347 nt
Organism: Scatophagus argus
Lineage: Eukaryota; Metazoa; Chordata; Actinopteri; Scatophagidae
Gene: fbxo7
Product: F-box protein 7
Exons: 10
Coding region: 204-1622 (472 amino acids)
Biological process (GO): positive regulation of autophagy of mitochondrion; autophagy of mitochondrion
Molecular function (GO): protein kinase binding
Source: RefSeq, a predicted model, not a curated record
AGAAACGAAAACGAAACGCUUGAGUUCCUCUCAUAUCAACCACAUUAUAUGCCAGACUUGUGCUAAAUUUCAUGAAUCUGUCACAUUUUAUGAUAUACAGCUUACGUCUGUAUCUGAAUUUUGUGCUUAAGUCCGAAGUUGAAGUCGAACCCAAAGCUGCAAUAAAAGCGUUACUGGCUCCAUCAGAAAAUUAAAAAUGGAGCAUGAAGCUGCGGGUUCGAGUCAACCGGCAGACCAGCAGAGUGGAGUUACUGGAAGAAGAACCCAGUCUGAAGGAGCUCAUAGAUCACAUCAGGGAGACGGUUUUGUCUUCUCACGGACUCAGCGCAGAAACAGAGUUCAGUUUGUCCCUGAACGGCUCGGAGAUCCUGUCAGACACCGGACAAACUCUGUCGUCCUGCGGCAUCGUCUCCGGAGAUUUGAUCUGCGUCAUCCUGCCUGAAUCUGCAGCCAGCACCUCCUCAAACCCCAGCACCUCCACCGGCAGGCCCACCGGCAGCACACAGAACCAGGCCACCGAGCUGAACCAGCAGACUGCAGCCAUGACAUCCAGCCAGCCCAACAGCAGCAGCAGCAGCAGCCCUGCAGCUCUGAGCGAGCCUGAGGGGACCACUGACAUCCUGGACUCAAAGCCUUCAGUCUCCAGCUGGGAGCCGAUGCUGUGCAGCGAGGCCGAGGAGGGUCAGGCUCCCCUGUCUCUGGAGCUCCUCUACCACUCGGCCCAGACCGCGAGUCCCAGCGAUGCCAUCAUGGUGGCCGGAAACCUGCUGAUGGUCGAAACUGGAUUUGUUCCUCAGGGCUGUGAGCUGAAGGCUGGUGAGAUGCCUGCAGGGUGGAGGUCAGCUGGAGUCUACAAGCUGCAGUACAGUCAUCCUCUGUGUGAAAACAGCCUGGCGAUGGUGCUGGCUGUGUGUAUGGGCCCCAUGGUCGUCAUUAACGCGAUUCUGAAGAUGACCGACACAGUCGACACGGUCCGUAAACUGUGCCUGAAUCCAUCCAGCUACGUGACCGACGAGUGGCCAGGGGAAAGUGCAGCUGCAGCUUUCAAAGAUCUGAAGAAACUGUCCCGAGUCUUUAAAGACCAGCUGGCCUACCCGCUGAUCGCCGCAGCCAGAGAAGCGAUGGCUCUGCCGGUGGCCUUCGGACUGGCUGCUCUUCCUCCAGAGCUCCUCCUCAGGGUCCUCAGACUGCUGGACGUUUGCUCUGUGGUGAGACUGUCCUCGGUCUGCAGACACUUUCACCACGCCACAGCCGACUCCACACUGUGGAGACACCUGUUCCGCCGGGACUUCGCAGAUCAGACCAGCAGAUCCAGAAACACAGACUGGAAAGAGCUUUACAAAUACUUUUAUAAGAUUCGCUGUGACCUCCGACGCGCUCGUCACCGCUCCCUCCCUUCAUACCACCGAAACCCCCGAGACCUCUUCCUGCCCGUCCCCCUCCACCCCCCUCUGCUGCCGGGUAUCAUCGGGGGCGAAUACGACCAGAGACCCAACCUCCCCCACGGCCUCCUCCCCCGGCCUCGCUACGACCCCAUCGGUCCACCUCGAGACCCCGACAGAAGACCUCUGGGCCACUUCCCCAGAGGACGACCUGCAGACAUCCGGCGAGGUUUCAUCUGACCGGCGUCUGUUCUUCUUCUGCAGAAAUAAAACACACAUCUGAACAACGUGUGUGUCUCUUGAUGGAAAGGAAAGCCGUUGUGUGAAAGCUGUUCAGUGCGAAGCUCGCUGCGUAUGAGUCCGUGGUGAGUUCCUUUAUGCGUCUGUGAUGAUGUGCCACUCAGGUGUGAGAUAAGCUGGAACAGAACGAACUGGGAGUUUCUCCUUUCCUGUCUGUGUCCUGUGGUGGACUCAGAAUUACUUCUGAGGUUCCAGCUUCAGCGUUUAUCCUGCUCACAUGCUCCUGGCUUCACAAAACAACCACGCACAGGGGCCCACCAGGGGCCACCAGGGGGCCACCAGGGGCCACCAAGGGCCCACAGGUCGCCCUGUAUAACAAGCGCUCCAUGUUGUGUUGUCACAGCAGCACGAGGACAGCAAUAAGGUGCAGAGGAGUCGAAUAAAAAAUAUUGAAAAACUAAGCUAAGCUGAAAAGUAGUGUCUUAAUAUUGAAAACUAAACCAAAGUAAAUUCCUUUCCAAGGAAGAAAAACUACGCACGUGAUACAAAUGUUUUGCUUUCUCCUUUAAGCACUGGAAUAACCUGCAAAAGACCAGACUGGUUUAGCGUCUGUGGUGAAUUACUUGUGUCUUAACUGUCUCGCUGUACUUGUUUGUACUGUUUUAUCUCUUUGCUUGAGUUUUUGGUCUGCAGCCAACGCUCAGAUACAAUAAAUCUACGAAAAC